GUAUCAUGUGGACUCGGAGUUUUGUGUGCAGUAGUAUUAGCCUUUCUUCUUCAUCUACAGCCUCCUGAAAUAACAGAAAAUAAUGAAAACAAGAACAUAUUGACACUGAGUGUGUUACGGGCACUACCUGGAUCCUACUGGCUUUUUCUGCUGACUGUUAGCUUUACUGCUGUAUGUUGGAUCGUAAAACAGACCAAUUUACCAGUUUAUUUGGAAUUACGACAUGGAUAUACGAUGACGGAGGCCAGUCACGUUGCUGGUAUUGCUCCAUUUACUACCAUAGUGUGCCCUUUUUGCUGUUUGUUACUGCAAAAACUUGACUGUGACGGGAUCAUACUUACAAUUCUUAUAGUAUGGAUUUCGUGUUUAUAUGCUUUACUUGGUUUUUGUCCUGGUUUCAACAUUAUUCUCUUGUCAUUGGCUGACGGGAUAGUUGUAAGUUUGAUGUCGACCAUGUCGUGGCAGGUUCUCGUGGUCCUGUGCCCAGCCUCGUAUGUAGGAUCGCUUUCCGGUGUGGUGUAUUCAUUGAGGAAUUUUACAACAGCGCUCGUCUUCAUUGCAGCUGGUUAUAUGCUGCAGAGGGGUAACAUGACAGACAAGGACGAGGCAGUGCAUCACUACCAACAUAUGUUCAUUAUGUUACUUAUCCUGUCGGCGACGGGGAUAAUAAUUGGAGUUGUGAUGAAUGUAAUGGAUAUCCGAAAGGGUGGCGCUUUGAAUACCAGGAUACGCAAAUGGCAACAAUCUAAUGUGGAAAACAUAGAACUCAUAUCGAAGACAGAGCCAUCCAGCGAGUACGGUGGAAAUAGCGACACCAAAGACAGUGAUGACUUUUAAUUAGUGGAAACUGAAAAAUAAAUUUUCUCAGAUUAA
This is a messenger RNA of Pecten maximus, 873 nucleotides long. RefSeq lists its product as uncharacterized. Bases 235 to 837 code for a protein of 200 amino acids. The record is from RefSeq and is a predicted model, not a curated record. The transcript is spliced from 7 exons. NCBI's taxonomy places the organism in Eukaryota, Metazoa, Mollusca, Bivalvia, Pectinida, Pectinidae.